AUGCCGAACGCAUACAUCACUCUGGACGUUACCGAUGUCAAUAACCUGCCACCCGGUGUGACGGUCGACGACGUCUCCCCGUACGGCUAUGUACCUACCAAAGCCAGUUGUUUUAUCUUCCUCUUCUUGUUCGGCUUCAGCACAGCGACCCACGUGAUACAGGCGAUGUACUUCAAGCUAUGGUUCCUCCUUCCAACUGCCGUACUCUGCGGUGUCGGAGAGCUCGCGGGUUGGACCGGCAGGCUCAUGUCUUCGAACAACGUUCUCAACCAUAAUGGAUUCCUCAUACAAAUCACGUCUACUAUCAUUGCGCCAACUCCAUUACUCGCCGCCAACUUCAUAAUGCUCGGAAGGAUCAUUGGGAGGCUCGGGGAAGGAUACAGCCGUCUGAGCCAGCAGUGGUACUCCCGCAUCUUCUUGACGUGCGAUCUGGUGGCUUUGGUCAUGCAGGGCGUCGGCGGCGGCAUCGCAUCAAGCGCCAAAACCGACUCGGGCUCCAAUCUUGGAUCGAACAUAAUGCUUGUCGGCAUCAUCUUCCAACUAGUGGGCAUCAUAGUCUAUACCACUCUCGCGGCCGAGUUCCUAUGGCACUACGCCCAGGACAUGCCCUUCCGCCGCGCGUACGUGUACAUGCACCGCUCGAAGACGCCUCGCCGCCUCAAGAUCAUGCUUAUGGGCAUGAGUGCCAUGACCAUUCUCCUCUUCAUCCGGUCGAUCUACCGCACUGCUGAGCUCGCGGACGGCUGGCACGGGACGAUCAUCACGACUGAGUGGCUCUUCGAUGUCUUCGACGCUUUGAUGAUAUCAUCUGCUAUGCUCACCCUCAAUGUGAUCCAUCCUGGGUUCUUCCUUGUACCUGAGGAGAAUCCCGUCGAGCUCUCCACAUACAGAAUGGACCCCAAGGCGAGCUCGGCGUCUACCGACAAUAUGCUGGAGCACUCGGGCCACGGCAGCAUGGUGACUGUCUGA
Peniophora sp. CBMAI 1063 is the source of this 969-nucleotide messenger RNA. Lineage: Eukaryota; Fungi; Basidiomycota; Agaricomycetes; Russulales; Peniophoraceae. The record is from the annotation of a GenBank genome assembly.